Molecule: messenger RNA, 3473 nt
Organism: Plectropomus leopardus (leopard coralgrouper)
Lineage: Eukaryota; Metazoa; Chordata; Actinopteri; Perciformes; Serranidae
Gene: brinp1
Product: BMP/retinoic acid inducible neural specific 1
Biological process (GO): positive regulation of neuron differentiation; cellular response to retinoic acid; negative regulation of mitotic cell cycle
Cellular component (GO): dendrite; neuronal cell body; cytoplasm
Source: RefSeq, a predicted model, not a curated record
AUCCCAGCCUCCCUUCCUAGAUAUCCAUCCCACACCUCUCCAACCGAAACGGCUCCUACGGUGAGAAAAAAAGAGAGCAGAACAGUUUCAAACACGUCGGCAUAAAUCUCACAUCCAGAGCUCCCUUUUCCUCCUUCCCCUCCUGACGGACUUCAUUACUUUAUUCCUCUGCGCGCCAAUGCCCGAGACCACGCCGAAACGAAGGAUUUUUUUCCCUUGAGCAUGAAAAGGAUUGCCAAAUCAUCCGCAAUCCAACAUCACCGACUGAGCCACCAGCAUGAGCACUGGAUACAUAUGCUCCAGCAGAAGUUGUUGGCUAGAGAACUAAGAAAUCUUGGACCACAAAUACAGCUAAGAGGGGAGAGUCAGUUUUAGGUCUCCACACAAUGGAGCGAGAAUGAACAGAGAGCGGCUUAAAAAAAAGCAUGAACUGGAGGUUUAUUGAGGUCAUCUGCUUCCUGUUUAUAUGGGACCAUAUAACAGUUCAGUCUUCCCGCCAGGACCCGUUGGCCACUGAACAACAUGUCACCAAGCAAUAUGACUGGCUCAUCUCUGACCGUGGACCUUUCCACCACUCUCGGAGUUAUCUGUCCUUUGUGGAAAGAUUCCGCCAAGGAUUUACGACCAGAUAUAAAAUUUAUAGGGAAUUUGCACGUUGGAAGGUGAGGAACACAGCAAUCGAGAGAAGGGACCUAAUCAGGAACCCCGUGCCACUCAUGCCUGAAUUCCAGCGCAGCGUACGCUUGCUGGGCCGCAGACCCACAACUCAGCAGUUCAUCGACACCAUCAUUAAGAAAUAUGGAACUCACAUUCUCAUCUCAGCCACCCUGGGAGGAGAGGAGGCACUGACUAUGUACCUGGCCAAAAACAAGCUGGACAGGAAGCUCGCCAAUGCUACUCAGAAUGUGGAAGCCCUUCAUCAGCUGGCCUCGUCUUACUUCAUUGACCGCGACGGCACGAUGAGGAAACUGCAUGAGAUCCAAAUUUCCACGAAUGCCAUCAAGGUGACAGAGACACGGACGGGCCCACUGGGAUGCAGUAGCUAUGACAAUCUGGACUCAGUUAGCUCUAUCCUUCUGCAGAGCCCCGAGAGCAAGCUUCAUCUGCAAGGUCUUCAGGUCAUUUUCCCAGAAUACCUGCAGGAGAAGUUUGUCCAGUCAGCCCUGAGCUACAUUAUGUGCAAUGGAGAGGGGGAGUACGUGUGCAGCAACAACCAGUGCAUCUGUCAGUGUGCCGAGGAGUAUCCCCAAUGCAACUGUCCCAUCACUGACAUCCAGAUCAUGGAGAACACCCUGUUGGGGAUGUCUGAGUCCUGGGCGUCCUCUUACAAAGACUUUGAGAACUCUGACGAGUUCAAGUCCUUCCUGAAACGGCUGCCCUCCACUCACUUCCUGCCCAUCAGCAGUGUGCAUCUCCUGUGGGGCAGUGACUGGGACCUUCAGGCCCGCUACAGGCUCCUUCAGAGUUCCCUGGAGAUCCAGCGGCUCAAGAUCCAGCGCACCGCCCGCAAGCUCUUUGGCCUCAGCAUCCGUUGUCACCACAACCCCAACCACCAGAUGCCUAGGGAGAGAUCUGUGAUGCAGUGGCUCAACAGGGUUCAGUCCUUCCUCUACUGCAAUGAGAACGGUUUCUGGGGGACCUUCCUGGAGAGCCAAAGGACAUGCGUGUGUCACACAGGGGUCACCCUAUGCCAGCGACCCAUCCCAUGUGUCAUAGGUGGCAACAACAGCUGUGCCAUGUGCAGCCUGGCCAACAUCUCACAAUGUGGCUCCUGCAACAAGGGCUACAAGUUAUACCGCGGUCGCUGCGAGCCCCAGAACGUGGACUCAGAACGUAGCGAGCAGUUCAUCAGCUUUGAAACUGAUCUGGACUUUCAAGACCUGGAACUCAAAUACCUGUUGCAGAAAAUGGAUUCCCGCCUGUACAUUCACACUACCUUCAUCAGUAACGAGAUCCGCCUAGAGACCUUCUUUGACCCUCGAUGGCGUAAGCGCAUGUCCCUGACUCUCAAGAGUAACAAAAACCGGAUGGACUACCUCCACAUGAUAAUCGGUCUGUCAAUGAAGAUCUGCCAGAUGAGAAAUAGCAGCAUUGACCCGAUGUUCUUUGUCUACGUCAACCCAUUCAGUGGCAGCCACUCAGAAGGCUGGAGCAUGCCCUUUGGGGAACAUGGUUACCCACGCUGGGAAAAAAUACGCCUGCAAAACUCCCAGUGCUUCAACUGGACUCUCCUGCUGGGCAACCGGUGGAAGACCUUCUUCGAGACGGUGCACAUCUACCUACGUAGUCGCGCUAAGAUCCCGACCGGCCUACGCAAUGACACAGGACAGGGUCCGGUGGAUCUUGGAGACCCCAACAAGCGGCAGAUCUACAUCAAAAUAUCUGAUAUCCAAGUGUUCGGCUACAGCCUGCGCUUUAAUGCCGACCUGCUCCGCAGUGCUGUGCAGCAGGUUAACCAGUCGUACACACAAGGAACUCAGUUCUACUCAUCCUCAUCUGUUAUGCUCCUGCUACUGGACAUUAGGGAUCGGAUUAACCGCCUUGCCCCUCCAUCUGCACCUGGCAAACCCCAGCUGGACCUCUUCUCUUGUAUGUUAAAGCAUAGGCUCAAGCUCAACAACAGCGAGAUGAUUCGAGUAAAUCAUGCCUUGGACAUGUACAGCACAGAGAUCCUAAAACAAUCAGAUCACCUGACUGCUAAACUCUGUUGAACAUAGUAACAUUAACAUAAGGACAGCGAACAGAACCACCCAACAAAUGAAUUACGAGGGGAUAUUAAUCUUAAUUUUGUUUUCUCUUUUUCAUUUUUGGACCUUUUCUGCCUUUUGAUGUAAUAUUAACUUUGUAAGCAUAAUUCUUAAAGAGAUAAAGGAAAAAGGCAGUGAUGAAAAGCAUUUCAGAUAAAGAUAAAGAAGAUUAAUGGAACCACUAUAAAGACUGUAUCAUAUGUGUCCCAGCAUGUCUGUCAUUACCUAAAAGAACUUAAAAGAGUGAGAGAGAAAAAAAAAAAAAAGAAAUAUUAAAUCUAUGUACUGGUGAAAAAGAGGCCUUGAUUUUACUCCGAGGGAUCAAAGGUUAUAUCUGAAACUGCCAUUCUUUACUGAGAAAAAAAAAACAUUUUUAAAGGAAUAAUGAUAUAACACAAGGGCAGACCAGAUAUCCUUUUAUUUCAGCUAAUGUGCAAAAUAUUUCAGACAUAACAGACAGUUUAAUAUUAAAACAUGUUUAUACAUUGUAAGGAUUAAAUAGCCCUAGUGAGUAAGUAGUCAACACAUUACUUAUAGACUCUUUAUUACAUUUCAAACCCACGGCGAAUCUGCAUUGCUCUUUGUGAGUUAUGAGGCACUCUGUCAUUGUUCUGACACAUAAGGCACACAGCAGGGCAGUAAUGGAUAGUCAUGUCAAAUAACAAAAGCCAGCUGUUUAUAUAUACAUAUAUAUGUGGGUGAAUGUAUGUGUGCGUGCGCGUGUGC